Sphaeramia orbicularis (orbiculate cardinalfish) is the source of this 3709-nucleotide messenger RNA. Its product is annotated as adapter molecule crk-like. Bases 332 to 1291 code for a protein of 319 amino acids. Gene Ontology annotation, molecular function: signaling adaptor activity; receptor tyrosine kinase binding. Gene Ontology annotation, cellular component: cytoplasm. NCBI's taxonomy places the organism in Eukaryota, Metazoa, Chordata, Actinopteri, Kurtiformes, Apogonidae. The record is from RefSeq and is a predicted model, not a curated record. Gene Ontology annotation, biological process: cell migration; enzyme-linked receptor protein signaling pathway. The transcript has 3 exons.
GAUGAGGUCAACUUUUCCCUACAUCCGCCAUUUCAGUCCAGGAGGUUCUUGUUGCACAUUGCUUUAUUUAUAUUGUUAUUAUUAUUAUUAUGAUUAUUAUAUAUAUAUUCAUUUUUGUUGUAUCAUUUAACGUUAAAGCAGUUUGAUAUGCUUCUGUGGUGGAACAGUGAUUCCGUCAUUCUAAACGUCUUAAUUUCACUGCAGGAAUUUUCUUAAAUCGUGUUAUUACACCGUACGGACAGAGGUAGUGAGACAAAGUUUUUUUGUAUGAGUUGCGGAUAGGGAGAGGCGACGGGGAAAGGCCUCAAGCCUCGGGCAGGAUUUUACAGCCAUGGCCGGUAAUUUUGAUGCCGAAGACCGAGCUAGCUGGUACUGGGGAAGGCUAAGCCGUCAUGAAGCCGUUUCUCUCCUACAGGGACAGAGACAUGGUGUUUUCCUGGUCAGAGACUCUAUUACCAGCCCUGGUGACUACGUGCUGUCCGUUUCAGAGAACUCCAAAGUGUCCCAUUACAUAAUCAACAGCAUCAGUAACAACCGGCAAACUGGCUCAGGUUUAGCAUCUCCUUGGUUUCGAAUUGGGGAUCAGGAGUUUGAGGCACUGCCAGCUCUACUGGAGUUCUAUAAGAUCCACUACCUAGACACCACAACACUGAUAGAACCUAUAAGUAAGGCCAAACACACAGGAUUUGUCAGCUGCUCUGUAGCCGGUAUACCUCAGCAGCCCGAGGAGGCAGAGUUUGUCAGGGCACUCUUUGACUUCCCUGGCAACGAUGAGGAGGACCUCCCCUUCCGAAAGGGAGAUAUCCUACGAGUGCUGGAGAAACCAGAGGAGCAGUGGUGGAAUGCUGCAAACCAGGAGGGUCGGGCUGGGAUGAUCCCAGUGCCCUAUGUGGAGAAGUACCGGCCUGCAUCGCCUACCAUUGCAGGUGUGGACACCACCCCUGUGGCGAGUGGGCAGGGUGUGGCUGUUGGAGGUGUAGCGGGCAGCACAGAUGUAACAGGGGCCCCCCAACCCAAUCCUCUGGGAGACCCAGGGCAGUAUGCUCAGCCUGUGGUCAACACACAGCUUCCAAACCUCCAAAACGGGCCUGUGUAUGCCCGGGCCAUUCAGAAGAGGGUGCCCAAUGCCUAUGACAAGACCGCGCUCGCUCUAGAGGUGGGCGACAUGGUCAAAGUGACGAAGAUCAACGUGAACGGCCAAUGGGAGGGUGAGUGCAAGGGUAAACGAGGCCACUUUCCCUUCACUCAUGUACGACUGUUGGAACAGCACCAUCUUGACGACGAGAGCUGAGGAACAUCCAUGCUCAGCCUCUCCUAAUGCAACCCUUUUCUCGAUCACUUCAUCAUACCCAGAACGCAAAAGAAUUCUACAAGCAUGUUAUAAAUGGACGUCACAGCAAAACUGGCUAGAGUAACAUAAGUCAGCUGACCCCCCUAUAGUGACCGUCAAUUAAACUCAGAAUUUACACUAAGGUUGGACUGAUAUCACUUUAUUUAAGUUACUGGUGGCUUCCUUCCUGAUCACAAACAUUUACUUUCUAAAAUCAGUAAGCAUACUUCUGUUUAGGUAAAUGGCUACAUUUAUAGAUGUUAUAUUUACUGAUAAAUAAUUUUAGAGGAACAUACCGUAUUGUGCAGAGCCAUAUGGGGAGAAUUAGUUCAGAUGAAUGUCCAUUUAGCCUCUAAAGAAAAUGAUAAUAGAUUGUCAGUAAUUUCUGAGGUAAAUGCAAACUGGUGUGGAUUUGGUGAUUGUGAAUUAAUGAUUUCUGCAUGCUAGGGUUGCCACGGUUGUAGCUCCCUUAAUCUUUAGUGUCCACAUGUUCGGGUGUUGGCUGAAGGGUUUUUCCCUUUUUUCAUUUUCGAGAUUGAAUAUUUGGGUAAUUUUCAGAGGCCUGAUUCCCAAAUUGUGACAGAAUGGGAUACUUACUUUAGUCUUUAUCAGACCUAGCUUAUGCUUGUAAUACUCAGUAGUUGGCUACAAUGACAGAUGUCAAGUAAAGCUGUUAGUCUCUGUUUUAUAUGCCUCUAUACAGAACUAAUAGCUAACAACACAUCAUGUUGUAUAUGGUUGUGAUACCUGCAUAUGAUGCAGUAGUAUUUCCUCAGUUCACAAUAGUGUCAUUAAAAAUACUCAAUGAAUCCAGAUGAAAGAGAGAAAUGGAAGCAGGUAGAGGUGGCAGUGUUUGCCAUCAGUAACCAAUAUCAGUCUAACCUUAGUUUACAUACCAGUAUUGUAGUCAGUGCCAUACAUCAAAAUGUACAAAGUAGAGUUGGCCGACUCUUCCCUUCCUAUGGUAUCUGUACCUGCGCAUUAAGUUUCAUUCAUGCCCAAAAGGAAAGGAAUAAAAACCAACUCAUUACACACCACAAGCAGAACCCUCUGCUUCAUUAAAUCAGUGCGUGUUUGGAGGGCCAGACUGUGAAACAACGUCCUGACCAAGGAAAAAGAUGCUCCCCCUCUUCCUCAGCGAGACAACCUCGCCAACUUUUUACAUCCCACACUACAGUCUGAGUCUUCUUUUUUUGUACUAAAUGUGGAAAUAUUAUAGAAUUGAUUAUACACACCUUACAUGCAACAGUUGUACACUUUGUUCCUUGUGUUCAACUUAACCGUUUUUGUACCACAGUUUUAUUUUUGUUUAUUUUAAACUUAUUUCAGCUAGCAUGGAUGACUUGCAAUGCAGCAGAUGAGGCUGUGUAUAGGAGCGGAGAUAUGAAAGAGUGUUUUAGAUUAAAUUUUUUGUCUUCCAGCAUCGUUGUAGUUGUGAUGCUGCUUUUAAGGUCAGGUCCAUCUUAAAACACUAAUGAAACUACAGUUUAUGUUGAGGUAGCAAAAGAAAAGCUUCAAAUGUCCUAUUUAGUGCCACUGAUCAUGAACUGUGAAUUGAAAUUUCUCUUAAUCUGCAUUUUUUGUAUGGAAUACUUGCAUUAAUUACUAGGGAUGUAUUGAUCCAAUAUUUUGGGGUCUGAUACGGACCCGAUACCAGGACUGCUGAUAUCUGCCAAUACCGAUACUGACCGAUCCAGUACUAUUGUUAAAUUUAUUUUUAUUAUGAACAGUGAGAAAGAAACUGGGGAUUAAUUAAGGUAAUAUCAGUCACUUUUCACUCUUAAACCUCAAGUAAGAAAUACCUGUGAAGAGCAAUUUGUCACUCGUUUUAAAAAACGUGUACCAGUCAUUGUAUCAAAAACAGUCAAGAGAAAAAGAAAUGACAAUGAAAAUGUGUCUUUUAAAUGAGACACCCAACUGGUCAGGAAACAGAAUGCCUGUACUUAAGAACAUCAAAUGAGAAAAUGUAAACAUAGACGAGUUGGUGGUUGAGUAGAGUCAAUCAUAAAACAUAUUUACCUUCUCAGUUAACCAGAGGUAAAGCAGCUAUAGGGGCUAUCACUGUUAAGAAACUUUUAGUGCAAAAAGGAUCAUAAAUCCAGCUUAAUUUACCCUUUAAAUAACAUAAAAAUAAAUGGGGUCUUUACACAGGGUACCGCCCCCCGUUGAGAAACACUCUUAAUAGUCCAACCACUUGCAUUUCGACAUGGUAAUACCCGUGACAAGGUAAGACAACAAUAUAUGAUAAUUAGCAAGGCUUUGAGCAAGCCAUGCACCAUUUUUGUUUGGCCAUGCUUUUCAAAAAUUAACCAUGCACAUCAUGGGUACAUGGCUUGCUGCCUAAUAAACUGCACUCAUUAAAGUUAACUGCUUGGGCUA